UGUCUGCCACCUCACCAGACUGAUCUUCAGUCCCUGUUCAAGCUUCCCCUUGGAUAGCAGACAUUUUCUGAUGCCCCAGCUGCUCUUCCUGCCUACAUCACCAUCUCUCUUUUGUGUUGUCUUACUUGAGGUCUGAGCUUCUCAGAUGUAUCUUAUCCCUAGCAUCGGCCACAACUCCUGCCCCAUAGGAGGCUGUUAAUAAAAUGCUUGUUGAUGAAUUGAUUCCUGAUGCUAAGACCAGCCCAACAUCCCUGAUGCCUUUCUUGAGGCAAAAUAUAGUGAAGUUAAAUUUGAUAAUUCCUAAAGGCAGAGAAGAAAAGCAGUGUUUUCAUGGAAAACUUUUUUUUUUUUGGCCUGUCUAUAAACAACAGCAAUAAUCUUCAUCUGAGCUGAUUGAUUGCUCACAUUAUGCUGGGAGCCGGCUGUAAACUCAUUCUUCUCCUCUUGUGCCAUCAAGUUAUUGCCUUGGAAGGGCAUACUGAAGGACAUUAUGUCGCUGCUAUCUAUGAACAUCCGUCAGUGCUGAGUCCCGACCCUACGGUCCUUACGGAUCGAGAGUCAGCAUUGGGACUAAUGAACCAGAACCUAGAUCUGUAUGAAGAACAAAUAGAGGCUUCGGCAAAGGAGGGCGUGCAGAUUAUUGUAUUCCCCGAAGACGGCAUUCAUGGCUUCAACUUCACCAGAGAUUCUAUUUACCCAUUUCUGGACUUUCUUCCACCCCUGCAGUCUGGGAAGUGGAACCCAUGCCUGGAGCCCCGGAAGUUCAGGGACACGGAGGUCCUCCAGCGUCUGAGUUGUUUGGCCAUCAAGGGCCAAAUGUACCUGGUGGCUAACAUGGGAACCAAACAGCCCUGUAACAGUAGUGACCCCCAGUGCCCCUCUGAUGGACGAUACCACUUUAAUACUAACAUCGUGUUCAGUGAUAAUGGCACCUUAGUCGCCAGCUAUCGCAAACAAAACCUCUAUUUUGAAUAUGCUUUUGAUACUCCUUCUGAAGUUGACCAUAGCACCUUUGAUACCCCUUUUGCCGGCAAAUUUGGCAUUUUUACUUGCUUUGAUAUAUUGUUCUUCGAGCCUGCCGUGAGCCUUGUGAGAGACUAUGCAGUGAAACAUAUUGUGUAUCCGGCCGCAUGGAUGAACCAGCUCCCGCUGCUAGCAGGUAUUGAAUUCCAACAAGGUUUUGCCGUCGCUUUCAAUGUCAAUGUUCUGGCUGCAAACCUCCACCACCCAUCCUUUGGCAUGACAGGCAGUGGCAUACAUACUCCUCAGAAGUCUUUUUGGUACCAUGAUAUGGAAAGCUCUGAAGGCAGACUGAUAAUAGCCCACAUCCCUAAGAAUCCAACAGGUGCAGGCCUCCUGUGGAAUGGCACGGGUAGAAGCGAUGAGUCCCCCAGACAGCUCUGUGAGAAGGACCCAGAUGCUCACUGCAGUGAGCCCCCAAAAUGGAGCCAUGAGAUGCCCCCUUCAUUUCACUCCGAGAUGAUGUAUGACAACUUCACUCUCGUACCCGUUUGGGAAAAGCAGGGCAGCCUCCGGGUCUGUGCCAAUUCCCUCUGUUGUUAUUUGGAUUAUCAGAGGCACACUUUAUCCAGUGACUUAUACGCUCUUGGUGUCUUUGAUGCGCUUCACACGGUACACGGCACCUACUACGUUCAAGCAUGUGCCCUGGUGAAAUGUGGCGGCCCCCAUUUUGAGACCUGUGGACACGAGAUAACACAUGCUACUGAUACUUUUGACUUUCACCUCUGGGGAAAUUUCAGUACCUCCUUUGUGUAUCCACUGUUGUUGACUUCUGGAAUGACGCUGGAAUCCCCAGGCCAACUGGGCUGGGAAGGCAACUACUAUUUCAUGAGGAAAAAUCAGUUGUCUUCGGGCUUGGUGACAGCUGCUUUGUAUGGACGCUGGUAUGAGAGGGAUUAGUGGAACCAACCAUUCCACUGGGUGGGUACGAGGUUUGUGCUGUGGGACCUAUUUAUCGGUGUUCAAAAUGGAAAAUGAAAAUCAUCCUCAUCAUUCUUUGGAGCUCAAGGGGACAGGUGGAUAUCAACUGAGUCCUAGGCUGCUGCUGCACCCAAUGAUAUAAGCCACAGAGAUGCCUGCCCCUAAGGCAGUGUCUCCUUUCUGUUCUACCGAGAUGUCAAUUGGUACCAUGGAAAGAAGUAGUAUCAUGAGUAGAUCCCCUUGGUUCCAUUUCUUUUAAACAUGAAUUCCAGAGACAGUUUCAAGUAACUUGCGAUCAAUUUUUAAUGUCCUUUGAAAGCUACUGUUGUUUAUUAAAACCAAAACGAGCACCAUUUUCUCAUGCACAACCACAAAGCAGCAUUUUGGCUUUUUUUUUUUUUGGUCAUAUUAUUAGCUGAUGCACUCAAAUAAAAUUAUUUUAGAAUCUUAGAAUGUUUCUUCAGGUAAUGAACAAACAUGGAAUGUGUACUCUUGGUUUCCAGAGAGCCCCUGUAGACAUCUCCUACAUGGGCUGAAAUAGAGCUGCAGAGAUGCCACCCCCAGGGUAAUAGCAGCUGUAUCAAAAGUGGGCACGUAAAAUGUUGUUGAAUAAAAACAAAAACACAGCACAGGGUUUCUUCACAUCCAUGUGUUUCUCGGGAAGAAGGAUGUAUGAGGAAAGACCUGACGUCAUGAAACUUAAAACUGCAGCGUCAUGAGGGGGGAAAGAGGUAGUGGGAUGAGCAGGGAGGAGCCAUGGGCAGAGAGAAGUGUGAGAACUGUGCCUUCGGGGUUUGCUUUCCUCAGAGGCUUCUGAUGCCUCGAACAAAUCACUUAGCGGGUUUUUUUUACAGAUGGUUUGCAAUUGCCCAGCUCCCUGAAUGGAAUUAUCCUGAUGUAAUUCAAUCACUAGCCCCUGACAGAAGCAUCACUUUCUUAAAGAAGCCAUGCAAGGUUGAGAUUUGAGAUAGUUGCAGGGGUUGGGGAUGCCAAGAACUUUCGGCAGUUAUAAAAUUGAAGCUUUUGCUAUAACAUUUAAUAAAUAAUAAAUUUUAUGUGUGAAAAUGUUUAAAAACA
Molecule: messenger RNA, 3018 nt
Organism: Dromiciops gliroides (monito del monte)
Lineage: Eukaryota; Metazoa; Chordata; Mammalia; Microbiotheria; Microbiotheriidae
Gene: BTD
Product: biotinidase
Exons: 4
Coding region: 409-1920 (503 amino acids)
Molecular function (GO): hydrolase activity, acting on carbon-nitrogen (but not peptide) bonds, in linear amides
Source: RefSeq, a predicted model, not a curated record